Thelazia callipaeda (thelaziosis nematode) is the source of this 1833-nucleotide messenger RNA. Lineage: Eukaryota; Metazoa; Nematoda; Chromadorea; Rhabditida; Thelaziidae. The record is from the annotation of a GenBank genome assembly.
AUGCGUCAAACCAAAAAAAAGAAACAGCGUAGAGCGGUGCAAAAGUCGCUCACUGCAACCGCAAUCCUGUUACAUUCAACUGCCAUAUCCUCUUAUAGCAGCCAAGCUCGUCCUGCAGGUCUCACGUUUAGCUGUGGGGUGAAUAGUAGAAGCUGUAGCAGCAAUAGCCGAAGCAGUUCCACCCGAAGUCCAGUCACAUCUCUACCAGUAAUGGGUCUGGAUCAGGGUAUAACGAUUGACGGAAAAUCAUCUCUGGUCACAUUUCCUGUGAUGGAACAAGCAGCUGCAGUUACAGUCAAUGUUACACAUGAAAGCUGCGACAGCGAACGAUCUACUCCGAAGGAUGUCAAAAAUGGAUUACAGCGUCCAUCGAGCAAUUCACAUACAAUAACUACUGCAGACUCUAAUAUCACUUUGUGGCAAUUUCUUCUAGAGUUGUUACUCAAAGGAGAACAUGCAGAUUUGAUACAAUGGACAAAUCAACAAGGGGAAUUUAAGCUACUGGAUGCAGAAGCCGUUGCUCGACUGUGGGGACAACGAAAAGGCAAACCACACAUGAAUUACGAUAAGUUAUCGCGUGCACUGAGAUAUUACUACGAUAAGAAUAUCAUCAAAAAGGUAAUUGGGCAGAAGUUUGUGUAUCGAUUCGUAACGUUUCCAGAAGGAUGUACUCCAGAUGGUUUACAGUGCGCAAUCGCACGAGAUGUUGAUAAUGUACUAACAGACUGCCCUACUGCAGAUUUAGCCGAAUGCCAUGGGAUGACACGAAGCAGUAGUACGCCAAAGGUUGCUGCUCCAUCUUCAGCGAUUACAACUUCCAAUGCUAAUGAUACUCAAACUAUUUGUAAUCCUAAUAUGCAUGCGUCACCUUCCACUAGUACCAAAAAUAUAGAGAAUAACGGAGGAUUGGAUGGUGCUACAGUCAGCGUAUUUACUCCUGUGAAUGCUGGAAAUUCAUGUUUGAAGGUCAUGAACUCCACAACAGCAACAGCAGUCGAUUAUCAGGCUAUACCUUCUACUAGUAAUCAGUGUUCAUUGAGCGGCACAUCAGGACACUGUUCGCCACAAAACUCGUUCCAGAAUACUAAUAAUAGUGAUAUUGGAUUAAUAUGUAGGAAGCGCAAGACUCCGAUGUUCACUUGUAGCACUCCUGAAACAGUCACCACAAUAACACCUUCAUCUUCGACAGUUACAUCUUCCACUGUCCCUCUAGCUAAAUCGCUAUCAUAUCCAUCGAAUCCUUCGGCAACGAUAACAGAGAGUCGAAAUGGAACUCAGAUACCUUCUUUGAAGCGAGUUAAACCACGUCCCCUAAAUCUUACUGCUACAGCCGCAUUUUCAAAUGGAUCAGAUCUUUCAUCUUGUACGUCGUCCAACAGCAACCUGCUGGCACCUUCACCUUUCUUUCUUCACAACAAUACAGGUAAUGCGUACACAAACACGUCACCAUUAGUGACACAAUUCAGCCAGCUUUACGCAGCUGCUUCACUUUCUGCUGGUUUAUGUCCUACGAGUCCUUUCGCAUCGUUACUUACAACGGCUGCGGUAAGUCCGAUGCUAGGAGCCAUAGGAUCACCUAUGGCUGCAGCUGCGACAUCAAAAUUGACUCCAACAGCUGCUGGCUUGCAGCAACCGAUCUUUCAAUUUCCACCAAAUCCCUCACACAUGGCCGCGAUGGCUACUGCAGCUAUGAUGUCUCCGUUGAUGCCUUUCCUGGGUGCUGCUAUGAACUUGAAUGGUAAUACUUGUCCCGCCUACGGCCGCAACAGUUUCGUUAGUCGAAGUCCGGAAAGCUUAAAAACACCCGUCGUGCCGUUUCCCAAGGAUUUCUAA